AUGUUAGUGCUAUUUGUUUUUGUUCAUGUUCAUUGUCGUUGUUUUGCAUUCAUUUUUUGAAAUGGCUGGGAUGACUAACGUUCUUGAAACUGUCCGUGAGGACGAUUUUGUAGAAUAUUUCAUAUUUCCACAAAUAGAAACCCACGAUGAGCAGGAACAAGAAAAUAUUCUAACUGCCCUAUUGGAUAAAACCAAUAAAAUAAUUCAUAAAUAUACCAAAAACUUUUUGUGGCACAAAGAUGAUUUCAAACUUGUAAUUAGAACAUCCACUUCCAAUUUUUUAAAUGAAAUCGAAGGCCAAAAAGAAGCACUGCCUCCACAUCUUUAUGGGGUAUCACAUUAUGGAGACAAUAUUGAAGAUGAGUGGUUUAUGGUAUUUCUUUUGAGGCAACUAACAAAAGAAUUGACUGGAUCAAUUGCCAGAGUUCAUGAUAUUGAUGGAGAGUUUCUACUUAUUGAAGCAGCUGAAUAUUUACCAAAUUGGGCUAGACCAGAAACUUGUGAAAAUAGGGUCUAUAUGUACGAUGGCAAUAUCCACUUAAUUCCUCAUGAUUCAACUUCAACCACAAUUACAAUAAACGAAGCUGUGUCAUCAGUAAGAGAAAAUCCCACAUCGACAGUUGCAUCAACAGAAAUCCAGAAUGCCAUUAAAACAAAACUCGAUGGUUAUCCCGAUAAAUUGAAAGACAAUAUUCAUAACGCAGUAGUUUAUAUACCAAUAGGAGUAGCAAAAGCUUUAAAAGCGAAACCCAACCUGAUCUCAGCCGCCGUUCAAGUGUUUUGUAAUAGAGACUCAGUUGACCUUAAAGCCUGUAGAGCUAUGAAGUAUUUUCCACCUGAAAAUAGAGUUAAGCAAAGGGUUACUUUCACUAAAUGUCUCUAUGCCAUGUUAACCCAUAGUAAGUAUCUUCCUGACAGAAGAACCGGAUGGAAUCUACCUCCUUCCAAUUCCAAAGAAUACCAGUCUAAUAUUUUAGGAGUUAAACUAGCUUGUGGCUUUGAAAUUUUAGCUUCCCAAGCUAAGCCAAGUACUGACGUUGAAUCUGAUAGAGGCUGGCAGAAUUACCUAAAAAGUCUGAAAGAUAAAGGGUAUUUUAAAGAUUAUUUAGAACAUUCUUUAGGUUAUAAUAAUUUACUAAACAAAGCCAAGGAGUAUUAUGUUGAUCAUAGAGAUUCUAUGCAUCAAAAUUCGUCAAUAGGUCAAGAAAUUUUAGAUUUAAGUAGAAAUAUCGAUAUAGAAGUCGAAGAAGAGACGAAUCUAGUAGAUGACGACGAUUCUUGGCUGAAUAUUAGUCCCGAUGAACUCGACAAGAUGCUUCAAGAAAAAUAUGGACAGAAAAAAAUAUUCAAUGUUAAUAAUAAUUCAGACGCGUCUAGUUUUACAGAAAAGAUAAACAGUUUCUUAAACCACAUUUCUGAUGUGGAUGGUGCAGAGUUUCCCAAUGAAAACGAAUCUCCUAUUAGGCCUCCAAGGCGCAAAAAUAAGUCGAAGGUGUCUUUUUCAUCUGAAGCUAAAACAGAAGAAACAACAUCUAACAACAAAAUAAACUUUGACCCAAAUUCUUUUACUUGUGCAUUACAAAACAUCCUAAAUUUCUCCAUACCCGAGGAUGAUUCUUGGGACUUGGAAUCUGAUUCGGAAAUGAGUGAAUAUGAAGAAGAUAACUAUGUCAAAGAUCAAAGUUACGAAAACGCAAAAGAUAAAAAUAAGCUGCAAAAAUAUAUGGAAGAAAUGGAUCGCGAAUUGGAAGGAACGACUAUUGGGAAAAGUUUUGAGAAGAAGAACGGAGACAAUUUCGAAGAUAUAGAAAAUUUCAAGCCGGUUGAUAUUAACGUUAAUGCCUUAAAAUACAUUUUAGAGAGUUACAAAAGUCAGUUGGGGGAUGCGGGACCGUCUAGUAAUAUGCUGGGACCUAUGGGGCUCCAUCUUGAUCCCAAGGAUAACAUUGACAUGGAUUAAAAAAAGUUAUAAUUCGAUUUGGAGAAAAACACCAUAUAUGUAUACCCUUAAAUUGUUACAAAAAACUUGGCAGAUCAUAGGCAUUUAGGGCUCAAAUCAGAUUAUAUAUAAGCAGUUGCUCCUGGUGUUUUUACUUUAUGUCGUUGUAACAAUUGAUGUAUUUCCUGCAAUGCCGUCUUAAAAUAUUUUAGUGUCAAAUGGUUGCCUUAAAGUUAAAAAACGUUUACCUUGUUUUGAAUUACACGUGUUUUUAUUUGUUUAACACUACAAAACCAAGCAAUAUUUUGUACUUGAUAUAUAUAACGAACCAAAACGUUUGAUACUAAAAUUUAUCGACACAAUUUACCGUUGCCGCCUGAUCAAACUAGGUUUCCUACGUCAUAUAUCUUCAUUAGCCAUAAAUGACCAUCUUUAUUAAAUAUGACCUUUGUCAAAUUAUCUUUUUAGUUUUAUAUUUAACUCUUUCACGGACAUCCGUUCUGGACCACCAAUGAGAUUUUCGUCGUUGGGGGAUGAGAACGUCAGUCAGUACAGAGCAAAUGAUUGCUUAGACAGACAUAACCAACGAAUUAUUUCAAACAUUCAUAGCAUAGAUAUAAUCUACUUUCGGUAUGAACAAUCGCUGAUGACCUUCCUCAUCGUCAUUGUUUAUCUAGAUUUACAUGUUUGAAGCCACUAAAUAUCUUGGUAAAAACCUUUUAAAUAAAAUUAGCAAAAACAGCAACAAUAUAACUUAAAAUUAAUUUAACUAUAUUUAAAGUGUUUUUACCUAGAUAUUGAGAGGCUUACAACAUGUAGACCUAGAUAAACACUGAUGAUGGAAUAGUCAUUUCGAAAUCGUUCUGUGGUGUGAUGUUACCCGAAAGGGUUCUUUUAUAACAUUAUACCUUUUAUAAAAUAUUUUUUAAAUAAAAUAUUUGAUGUUUAUAGUAUACAGCCAACUACAGGAAAUUCGUUUUACUUGUGAACAAUAUUAGAAUGUUCGAUACACUUGGGAAUAGUUUUUAUAUUUCGUACUGGUGAAAGCCACGUUUUGUUAAGAUUCUUAUCUUUUCGAUAAACUUAAUCGGGUGUUUUCAAUUUUCAAUAGCCUUUGUAAACAAUCAUAGGCAAUAGGUGUUUUAACCUCAUCUUUCUUUGAAUAAAAUUUGGUGCUUUUCGUGCAUUCCCAUCUAUCUUAUUCAGUUUUUCUAAGAUGGGCGGGACCUGUACGAAGAUCGAUGAUGAAAGACUUCUCAACAAUGGGAGACAUCUCCACAAGACCGGCAACAGUGGAGGAAAAUAGUAAACGCGUCCAACACUCACUUAUAGUUGUAGUCCAUGAUAAUGAGGGUUUUCGUGUGAUAAUACGUUAUUCAAAAAUUUUUUUGAUUGACCUCUUUUGUUUGCUCUUUGUUCGUCACAACCGAUCACUGGGGGGAAAUGGGGUUCUCAACCACCCUUUCCUUUCAUUUUUUGGUUUAUACAAGCAGGUAGUCGACCAAAUUUAUCAUAUUUUUCAAAUAAACCGCUCUAUUGUAUUAGAGUAGGUAUUAAUACGCUUUGCUGUUCUGUCACGCGUUGACCUCAAGGCAUCUGUCUUUUCACGUUGUGGCGCUAUAACACCUGUUUUACCAUCAUUUCAACGACAGCAGUCGAGAAACUCAGAGUGGUAACUUCAUUAUACUUUUAAAUUACUAAAAUUCUUAAUUAAUCAUUACAAUAAUGCUACCUAAAGUCAAAAUAAAAUCUUAAUUAUUGAUUUACUGUUGGAAGUGCAUCUUUGAUCUCUUAGUUUUUCUACACAUUAAUUGUUUUUUUAAUGUAAAAAAAAAUUUACAUAAUUUUUUAUAUACUUGUAUAAGUAUCACAUAUCUUUUGCUGUGUUAAGUUUAUGAAAAUUGUUAACUAUAUUUAGUUCAAUUUAUUGUUUAUGCAACAUAACUUUACAAUGUCCAUUGUCGUAAGCUUCUUUACAAUUUUUAUAUCAUUGACUGCUACAUAUCUUUUUGAGGUAACACACUUAAUAACUUUCUAUGGAUGUUAGGUUUUUCAUAUUGUUCUUUUUAGAUGAACUGAGGAUGCUAUCAAAUUGGAUAGCGAAACGUUUUCAAUAAAUAGAUGAAGUAGCCAUCAUAUUUGUCUUUUUUUUUAUCUAUCCAUCAAAUCGGAGAUCUCCAACUUGUUGGAGAUCUUCUUCGUGAUCUUCGGCCUUCCACCUUCCCUUGGAUAAGUCUUUCCAUGUUUUCUGUGUCUGCUCUCAUAAUAUGUCCAAAGUAUUUUCAUUGUUGGAGAUGGAUUUUGCUGGAUAUCCGCUUGUUGAGUUUUAGCUCAUUUGACGUUGAAAAUUUUUGUCCUGUGGUCGGUCCGCGGAAUUCGUAACAUUGUUCUCUAAAAGAACAUUUCAAUGGGGUCUAUCUUUUUUUCGCUUGUCGUAGGAUCUAAGAUUUACAUCCGUAUUUUAGUAUUGGGAAUAUUAAGCAGUUAAUCAACGAACCCGAACAAAAAGUUGAAACACGCCCACUGGAACUAUUCUGAGAAAAACUAAUCUACAUUUAUUUGUUUAGGAAAAUCAUUCUCUUAUACAUUAAAGUUUCAUGGGUGUCACAGGGUUAUAGAACAGAUUAUGUGAUUAAUAACAGUGUUGGCUCUGACAGUCUUGACUCACUGCGACGAACAUUUUUCGACGGCCAUAAUUGCCUUGCCCGUGAAAGGUUUAUUACUGUAUAAAUUAGAUAUACCUAUAUUUUUAAUAAAUAUUUUAGUAAAGUAAAAUUACAGUAAUUACAGUAAAGUAAAAUAUUACAGUGUAAACUUACAAUGAUAUUUAAGAAUUGAUGUUUAAA
Diabrotica balteata is the source of this 4785-nucleotide messenger RNA. Lineage: Eukaryota; Metazoa; Arthropoda; Insecta; Coleoptera; Chrysomelidae. The record is from the annotation of a GenBank genome assembly.